CUUCAGACUUCGGGCACAGCAGUGCAUGACACUGCUCACUCGAUCACAGACCAAGGCCAUGGACCGGAAGGCGGGGGAAUCCCUCCUGAGCUAUGAGGAACGCCUGGCGGCAUUCAUUCAAGAGGCCAACGAUAGGGCCGCCGCCGCGGCCAAGGAACGUCAGCAGCUUGAACAAGAGGAGGAGGCCAAGCGACAGAAGGAGGAACGGGACCGACUUCGUCAAGAGGAGGCAGACCUGCAGGCGGCAGCUGAACACCGGUCACGCCAGCGGGAACGACUAUUCACACGGGAGACCGUGAUUGGCGAUGAGGCCGCACGUUGGGUGGAAAUGGCAUCUACAGACGAGGCCCCGRAGACUGAGAAAGGGCUGUCAGCCCUUGCACAGGUUUCCCACGACCUCGUGGCCACCUGCGCUCUGCAGCAGGAGGAAAUCCUCCAUCUGCAGCAGACAGUGGACCAGAUGCUCGCACGGCUGCAAGCGUUGGAAAAACAGCCAGCAGCUGUAGCAGCCGCAGGGCCUGCAAACCUUGCGACCCGUGUUCGAGUCUUGGAGGACGACGUCGGCAAUAUCAAGCGUGUGCAUCAGGACUUCAGGACGUCGCAGCAAGCAACGAACUUGCAGUUGGAGACGCAGGUCCAGGCUGCUGCCACCGUGACGCCCGCCGCCGCAUCCUCCAGGCGCCCACCCAAGCUAGAUGACAUUCCAGUCUUCUGAGAUCAGUCCAAGACGGAACCGAUCCCGUGGUGGCGCCAGUUUACUCUCCGGCUCGACAUGCACCAUGUCC
Messenger RNA from Chara braunii, 785 nucleotides. NCBI's taxonomy places the organism in Eukaryota, Viridiplantae, Streptophyta, Charophyceae, Charales, Characeae. The record is from the annotation of a GenBank genome assembly.